GGCGCUCGGCCUGCCCGCGAAGUGACUCUCGUUGGCCCAUUGAAGUCACUGGGGAGAGUAGGGGGAGAGGCCCGGGCAGGCGGCGGGUUCCCGGAAGAGGUUUUCCGUGAGGGCGGAGGAGCCCCAGGAACUUGCCGGUCUCCCCGCGGGCCCUGCUCCCUAGGCCUCUUGACGCCUGCGGGCUCCAGGGGACCAUCAGAGCCCCUGCAGCCUAGGCCAGAGGGCCAGCGCUUAAUCCUGCCUGCAGAAGCGUUUUAUUUUGGCCUGAGUUUUUUAAAAGCUUUGAGACCACCUCUUAAACGUUCACACCUGGUAACUCUUAAACUGCGGCACCGUCGGCCCGCAUUCCCGCGCGGGGAGCCAAGUAGCGGUUUCUUCUUCGCGCCCGGGCCUUUCCGGUCCACCCCGCUCCCCACAGAGCCCUGUCGUGUGGAAGGCCACCCUGCGUCGUCAUUUGGGUUCCAGCGUGGCCGGCGUUUGAGUCUCCAGCCCCUGCAAAUAUCAGUAAAUUGAAGAGGCUUUUACAGAAACCGGAGCCUCAUUCUCUUAGUAAUGAUGCAUUAAUGAGGAGGGCUGUGUCUUUGGUAACAGAUAGCACCUCUACCUUUCUCUCUCAGACCACAUAUGCAUUGAUUGAAGCAAUCACUGAAUAUACUAAGGCUGUUUAUAUCUUAAUUUCUCUGUACCGACAAUACACAAGUUUACUUGGGAAAAUGAAUUCACAGGAGGAAGAUGAAGUGUGGCAGGUGAUCAUAGGAGCCAGAGUUGAGAUGACUUCAAAACAGCAAGAGUACUUGAAGUUGGAAACCACCUGGAUGACUGCAGUUAGUCUUUCAGAGAUGGCAGCAGAAGCUGCAUACCAAACUGGAGCGGACCAGGCGUCUGUAACCGCCAGGAGUCAUAUCCAGCUGGUGAGAUCGCAGGUGCAGGAGGUGCGCCAGCUUUCCCAGAAAGCAGAAACCAAGUUGGCAGAAGCACAGACAGAAGAACUCCGACAGAAAACACAGGAGGAAGGGGAUGAGAGGGCUGAGCCAGAGCAGGAGGCCUACCUGCGUGAGGAUUGAGGGCCUGAGCUGCUGCCCACGUCUGCCCACUCGGCCUAGGGAAAGCAAGGGCAGACGCCAUCCAGCCCCGGGUCAGCACAGCUUUCUCUGCACAGAGAGGCAUGGCAGGCAGGUCCUGCCCUGGCCCAUCAGACCAGAGGUCAUUGUGAGCUGUGAGUGCCUGACCCCUAUCUCCCCGGUCUCAGGCUUCUACUGGACCUGGUUCUUAGCCCUGCAGCCUGCAGGGCACUGCACCCUGUUUAACAUUUCACCCUGCUCAGCACAGCUGCCCUCUCACCCAUCGAUCUUUUUACCUCCCACCCAGAGCAUCUCACCAACCUGGCCAGAGAGAAGGGGCUUCUCUGUCAUGUCCACAAGUUCAGUAGCUAUUAAACCUCAGUUUCCCAUC
Molecule: messenger RNA, 1452 nt
Organism: Balaenoptera acutorostrata (minke whale)
Lineage: Eukaryota; Metazoa; Chordata; Mammalia; Artiodactyla; Balaenopteridae
Gene: DIABLO
Product: diablo IAP-binding mitochondrial protein
Exons: 5
Coding region: 564-1064 (166 amino acids)
Biological process (GO): intrinsic apoptotic signaling pathway in response to oxidative stress; neuron apoptotic process
Cellular component (GO): mitochondrion
Source: RefSeq, a predicted model, not a curated record